AUGCCCACCUACCCGGGCUGGGAUCCGGGACAGUGGCUCAUUCAGCAGCUUGCAGGCGAAACUGUGCGUGUUUCUGGAACCACUUUACUGUUUAGUUACGUGGUCAUGCGCGAUGCCCAUACCCAGCGCCCACGCGCGCUGCAAAGAUUUAAGAGCUACAGUCACAGUCAGUCACAGUCACAGUCACACCUACGAGAACCGGAUCGCCACUCGACGGUCUCAGGGGAUGGGGAGAGAGAGAUAGCGCGCGACGAAAGGCUACACAUUCUGCACCAAGCUACGAUUGAUGCGCGCGCGGCAAAAACCAUCGAGUCCUCUCUGUAUCUCCCGGAUAUCACACCUUAUAUGAACGCCCAACUGCGAUGGCCUCGAAUCAUGGGUCGGGCGAGUAGGGGCGGUGGAAGAGAUCAGAAUGUGUACCCACUUUUUCCCGGGGAGGGGGGUUCACUAUGGUAG
Messenger RNA from Histoplasma mississippiense, 456 nucleotides. RefSeq lists its product with no specific name. Bases 1 to 456 code for a protein of 151 amino acids. The record is from RefSeq and is a predicted model, not a curated record. The transcript is spliced from 2 exons. Lineage: Eukaryota; Fungi; Ascomycota; Eurotiomycetes; Onygenales; Ajellomycetaceae.